AUGAACCUUCGACUUUGGUGGGCUGCCGUCGUCGACGCCAUCGGAAACAUUAACGAUCUCGAUGACCGCAAGAUGUUGCUGGAGCAUGUCCUUACCAUCUUAUCCACCAAGAUGCCAGCAGGUACGAUACGCACAAGGAUUGAGAACAAGACCAUCCAGCUGCUCUACAACGAUCUCGCCCAUCCUCCGGCGACUCUCAUUGGUCCCAAGUACGCGAGAAGGGCUGCAGAUGGCUCGGGAAACAAUAUCGACAUACCUGAUAUGGGGAAGGCCGGGACGCCUUACGCUCGUUCUGUUCAGCAGACGCACCCCCUCCCUCGCAACACACUUCCAGACGCUGGAUUGGUGUUUGAUACUCUCUUAAGGCGUGACGAAUUUGUGCCACAUCCCGCCGGCCUGUCAUCCAUGAUGUUUGCCUUCGCUGCCCUCGUUAUUCAUACCGUCUUCCGUACUUCCCAUAAGGAUGUCAACAUCAAUGAAACAUCUUCCUACUGUGACCUUGCGCCACUCUACGGUCAUGACCAAGAGAGUGGUGACAAGCUUCGAGUGCGAGACGGACGUGGUCUCCUUCUGCCCGACACAUUCGCCGAAGACAGAUUGAUGCUCCUCCCUCCGGCCGUCUGUGUGUUGUUGGUCCUGUUCAGCAGGAACCACAAUUACAUUGCCAACAAGUUGCUCGAGAUCAACGAGCGUGGGACUUACCAGGACCCCGAUUCUAUUUCCGAGGAUGACCCUCAGAGAAUGCAGAAGCUCCUCGAGCAAGAGGAGGACAUCUUCCAAACUGCUCGUCUCAUCAACUGUGCUUGGUUCGGCACGGCGCUCUUCGCUGACUACUUUGGAAGUAUCUUGGGCCUUGUGCGCUCGGGGAGCAAAUGGUCGCUCUCGCCAUUCGGAGAAAUGAGAAAGGAGGACCAUUCGCUUUUCGAGAGGGGACGUGGGAAUGUUUGUAGCGUCGAGUUCAACUGUCUUUAUAGGUGGCAUGCUACGACGUCUGAAGCGGAUGAGAAGUGGGUGACGCAGUUGCUGGGACAUAUUUUCAACGACAAGCCAGUCGAAGAGCUUGGGGUAAAGGACUUCUUGGAAGCUACUGCGAAGAUCAAGGAACAGGAGCCUGACGUAGGUCACUGGACUUUCGGAGGCAUGCAGCGACAAGAAGACGGGAUGUUCAAGGACAGUGAUCUCGCGUCCAUUCUGAAGAACGCGAUGGAGCACCCCGCUGCGGCAUUUAAGGCUCGGGGUACUCCUGAGAUCAUGAGGUUGCACGAGAUCAUGGGAAUAGAGUCGAACAGGAGGUGGGGUGUUUGCAGUUUGAAUGAGUUCAGGAAGUGGAACCCCGACGCCGAGAUUGCUUACGCCGCCGAGAAGUUGUAUGGAGAUAUUGAGAACCUCGAGCUCUACGUUGGUCUGCAGGCGGAACAGGCGAAGCCCCUCGUCGAUGGCGCAGGUCUUUGUCCAGGCUAUACUAUCAGUCGUGCGAUUCUCAGUGACGCGAUAGCUCUCACUCGUGGCGAUCGGUUCUUCACGGCAGAUUAUACGCCUUUCAACAUGACUGCGUGGGGCUUCGCGGACUGUCAGAGAGACCCAGAAGGUCCCGGUAAUGGAAGUAUCGUAGGGAAGUUAUUGAUGAGGGCGCUUCCGCAUGAGUUUGGGGAGAACAGUACCUACGCCUGGUUCCCCUUGCAGACUCCCGAGUCCAUAAAAGGUUUCCUCGCCAAGCUCGGACAAGAUCACCGAUACAACUUUUCCCGUCCCGGUGACCCUCCAGUCAUUGGGCUGGUGAAUGAGUACCGCGAUGUCGAGGCAGUGUUGAAGAGCCAGAACUUCAAGCAGCCUUAUGCGAAGAUUGUUACGGGGAUCAUCAAGGACAAUGGGUCCGUCUUGCCAUUCUCUUUCUUUCUUUUCCCCUCUAUCGGAAUGAAUGGGAUGGUUCAAGCUGAAUAUAUGUCUCGUGCGACUAGAUUCUUCAUCGCGUCCGGCGAUCCCGCGCGGGGUGAACGCGACCAGCGCGAAGUCCUCCGGGUACUCACAGCCGAAGAGGGCUCUACAAACACAAUCGCGAUGUCAUUCUAUCAGACGACGAAAGCGGUGAUCGACGAGAAGUCGUUUACAUUGUCGGAUAAGCGAAUCAAGAACGUGGAUAUUGUGGACGCGUUGAGGUUUAUUCCGAUCAGAUGGGUUGCGACUGAGAUUGCUGGCUUCACGUUGAAGACUCAGCAUCAGUCCGGGCCUUACACGGAGGGCCAGUUGUUCGAUAUGUUGACCGACAUCUAUACGUACUUCUUCCUCGACGUCGACCCCUCGAAGGCAAUGAUGCUUGAAGAACGAGUGAAGAAAUAUGUCGACGAGUUACAUCGUUCCAUCAAGGAGCAUGUGGUGUUCCAUGCCGGUGGAGGGCUUUCGCUCGUUGAAGGCGUGGCGGAGUCUAUUCAACAUCUGUUCUCCGGUUCGAAGACCAAGAAGAAGACUCUCCCACUGGCGGAGAAGUUGUUCGAGCAGGGGAGGUCGGCCGAUGAGGUUGCGAAUAAUAUCCUAGCGCUGAUGGUAGGGGCCACGGUUGAGCUUUCUCAGAGCCUCAUUAGCGUCGUCAAUGUCUACCUGGACGACAAGAACACGCCGUCGUUGGAAGCCCUCAACGAUCCGAAGAACGUAGCGCAGCUGUCCGCGUAUUUCUGCGAGGCCUUGAGGGUUGACCCACCUUUCCGUGGUGUCUGGCGUGAGGCCCUCCACGGUGAGACUGUCGGUGCGGCUAGGAUCGAAGGGGGUCAGAAAGUCUUUGUGGAUAUUGCCCAUGCGGGCAUGGACGCGACUGUAUUUGCUGAGCCGAAGUCGAUUGAUCUGAAUCGUGAGAUGAAGAAGUACUUGAUUGGGGACGGCGCGGUCAGAUGUCUCGGUCUCGACAUCACGAUGAAGAUCAUGAGCCAAGUUCUCCGAGCUGUCUUCGAAUAUGACCACCUUCGUCGUGGACCUGGUCAGUCGGGCAAGUUAAAGAGGUACAGGACGAACGCGGUCAAUACUUUGAGGUAUGAGUAUUUGGGCAAGGACCAUCUGCCGACGCCGUGGGCGACUUCGAUGAUCGUUCAGUACAAUGUUGAGCUGAAGUCGAAUGAGAAGUGA
This is a messenger RNA of Stereum hirsutum FP-91666 SS1, 3114 nucleotides long. RefSeq names its product linoleate diol synthase. Gene Ontology annotation, molecular function: oxidoreductase activity, acting on paired donors, with incorporation or reduction of molecular oxygen; peroxidase activity; heme binding. The record is from RefSeq and is a predicted model, not a curated record. The transcript is spliced from 29 exons. Bases 1 to 3114 code for a protein of 1037 amino acids. Gene Ontology annotation, biological process: response to oxidative stress. Lineage: Eukaryota; Fungi; Basidiomycota; Agaricomycetes; Russulales; Stereaceae.